Messenger RNA from Daktulosphaira vitifoliae (grape phylloxera), 1666 nucleotides. RefSeq lists its product as uncharacterized. The transcript has 6 exons. Gene Ontology annotation, molecular function: DNA binding; DNA-directed DNA polymerase activity; nucleotide binding. Lineage: Eukaryota; Metazoa; Arthropoda; Insecta; Hemiptera; Phylloxeridae. Gene Ontology annotation, biological process: DNA replication. Bases 1 to 1596 code for a protein of 531 amino acids. The record is from RefSeq and is a predicted model, not a curated record.
AUGACGCCCGACUUUGUUAAAUUCCGGGAGACGGCCAAGGUGUUCCGCCCGGAAGACAUGCCGUUGGUGACGCGUAAGGGCGUAUACCCCUACGAGUACACUGAUAGUUGGGCUAAAUUGGACGAAACGGAACUACCACCUCAGGAGAACUUCCGCGACAUCUGUACUUCAACAUACAAUUUGGACCCGGCGCACUAUUACACCGCGACCGGUUUUAGCUUCGAUUGUAUGUUGAAGCCAGNGGCCGUCAAGCACUAUGCAAAGGCCAACAAUUCUAAGACACCCGAUUACGAUCCGUCAAAACCAGAAUCAUGGAUCGUGUACCAAGACUGCAAUAACCUUUACGGGUGGGCUAUGAGUCAGCCCAUGCCGUACGGUGGCUUCCGGUGGUAUAAAGGAGCAGACCCUCUGGCUGACCUCCAAUCGUUGUCGGACACUGGUAAUACGGGGCGUAUAUAUGAAGUGAACGUAUCGUAUCCACAAGAGCUGCAGGACGAGCACACNGGGCGUAUAUAUGAAGUGGACGUAUCGUAUCCACAAGAGCUGCAUGACGAGCACAACGACUUGCCGUUCUUGCCUGUCAACGAUGUACCGCCGGGUUCCAAAGAGACCAAACUCAUGGCCACUUUGAAACCCAAACAGCGGUACGUCGUACACUAUGUCAACUUAAAACAGGCAAUCGCACACGGACUGCAAGUCGAUAAAGUGCACCGCGUUUUAGAGUUUCAACAAAGUGCUUGGUUGAAACCAUACAUUGAGUUGAACACUGAAAUGCGGAAAAAGGCGGCAAAUGCUUUUGAAAUUGCAUUUUUCAAACUAAUGAACAAUGCCGUCUUUGGGAAAACAAUGGAGAACAUGCGGAAACGCAUACGCAUUGAGCUAAUCUCCAGUCCCGAACGUCUAAGCAAGCUCGUAAACCAAUCAACCUUCAACGACUGUAUCAAAUACGGUGAAAGGUUGUGCGCCGUCAUAAUGGACACAAAGAUGGUCAAGAUUAUCAAACCUAUAUACGUCGGUUUAGCAGUGCUUGACAUUAGCAAGACGCUAAUGUACAAGUACUUCUACGACAUAUUAAAACCACAUUAUGGCAGUGCAAUCGAAUUGGUUUACAUGGAUACAGACUCCUUCAUAUACCUGCUCAGAGUAGGCGACUUCUACCAGGAUUUAGCUGAUAGCCCCGAUUUACUGGUGCACGUGGACGCAUCUAGCCUGCCCAAAGAUCACCCUUGCUACUCCACCGAUAGAAAGAAAAUGCCCGGCUUGUUUUCAGACGAGACCAGUGGCCUCAUCCUCUUUGAGAUCGCUGCACUUCGAUCAAAGUGCUACGCAUUUGACAUGGAAGACAGCGAACUCAUAAAGUCUAAGGGGAUCCGCGGACACGUCGUCCGGAACCAUCUGUCUUUGGACGAUUACAAACGGUGUUUGUUUAAAGACGAUGGUGAUGGUGACGAUGCAUCAAAACGAGCAUUGGCUGAAGAGAAUGCCCGUGCGGUCAUCGGAGUGAUACGCGGUGGUGAAUCUCCACCGACAUUAUCGUUAAUGUGUCAAUCCGUUCUUUUGAGCACGAGGUACGCACUUUACAUACAACCAAGUUGACGCUUAACCGAUUCGAUGAUAAGCGCUACACGCUCGACACGUUGGCACACGGGCAUUAUGUUAUACCACC